Mucor velutinosus is the source of this 696-nucleotide messenger RNA. RefSeq lists its product as uncharacterized. The record is from RefSeq and is a predicted model, not a curated record. NCBI's taxonomy places the organism in Eukaryota, Fungi, Mucoromycota, Mucoromycetes, Mucorales, Mucoraceae. The transcript is spliced from 5 exons. Bases 1 to 696 code for a protein of 231 amino acids.
AUGUUGACCCCUUUCACCCACCUCUUUAUAUCGAAAAACCGUAAAGUCAACUUUGAAUUGUCGCUGAUCAUUCGAGAUUUAGUCAAUGUGCCACUUGUGAGUGGCUAUUACUAUGUCAAUUGGAAGCUGCGAAAUGCAUCGCAUACAACAGGCACAACAGAAAGAGUGCACAUUAAAGAUCACCAAAUUACAUGGAAUCAUCCAAUCAAUACAAUGGUGCAACUAGUCAUCAACAAGCAGCAGGUGCUCAACGAUUGCGAGCUGAAACUCGACAUUUAUCAGAAAGGCGGCAAAGAGAUUGGCACAUUAUCAAUCAAUUUGUCUGAAUACGCUGGUUCAGGAGUAACAACCGAACGAUACCUACUGCAAAACUGUAAAUUUAAUUCGACUAUUAAGCUAUCAUUACGGAUGAAUAUAAAACCCGAUUCCACGUCAAACCAACCAUCAUCAUACCCUCAAUUCCAAACGCCCCCGUUAUCGAGAAAGCAGAUUUUCAAAGAUAUACCCACUGUCAUUCAAGAACGGAAGGAGCGAAACAAAAAGGUCGAUCUGCCUCCUCCUAUAUUGACCAUUCGCAAAUCACAAUCCGUCAUGUCGUUGCCGGGAUUCUGUAAAUUGCAGACCUCAAACGAAGAACCAUCUCCUAUAGACGUCGUAGAAAAACUGUUUGCAGUGAGAGUCGUGGAGCCAGUUUGA